Molecule: messenger RNA, 2140 nt
Organism: Leptopilina boulardi
Lineage: Eukaryota; Metazoa; Arthropoda; Insecta; Hymenoptera; Figitidae
Product: sterol O-acyltransferase 1
Exons: 9
Coding region: 492-2099 (535 amino acids)
Biological process (GO): cholesterol metabolic process
Cellular component (GO): endoplasmic reticulum membrane
Source: RefSeq, a predicted model, not a curated record
GAUUCACGGAAACAAUUUUUCUUUGAAUCAAAUGACACAAACAUUAUGGAAAAGUUUGAUGAGAGUGACAAUAAUCAAGCUGUUGUGAUUGCUUUGACCUUUACACCAAGUUAUAAUUAAUUUUCGAAAAUUUCAAUAAAUUAAUUAAUGAACAAUAUCGAGGAAAUAAGACUUUACUUUAUGUUGUAACUAUAUAGGUAUAACAAGAAAUUAAUUACACUUUCAAAAUAUUUGAAUUAAAUGAUUGACAACGAUAAUGUGGAAAUAUAUAUUGAUAAAAUGAGAGAUUAUAGAUGAUAAUGGAAGGGGAAUACGAGAGGGAGAUAAUGCCAGUAGAAUUGAACGAGAAAAUUGCCGGGAAAUAAGAGAUCAGUCUACGUCGUAAUAUACAAUAAUAGAAUAUGUUAUAAAUUAUUUAGAUACGAAAAAUUUUGUGUUUUUGUUUUUGUUUUAUUGUGAUUAUUUUUGUUAAUUGAUAUUUUUGAUAAGACAUGACAGUGAAUUCCGAUGAUCAAAAUCAUCAUAAGUGUUCUUCAUUAAAUAAUCUAGUUCAUGAGAAGAUAAAAAAAGAAGAUCUAAUUGAUGAAGAUUUGAAAUGCAAAAUGAGCUACGAUAAUUUACAAGAACGUUUUCAAGAUCUGAGCGAUAGACUGAAUGAUUUAAAGAAUAAUUUAAUAAAUAAACAAAUAGAAGAAACGAAUUCAGAGAAUAUACUAAGAAAGGAUUUUGCUGAUUCAGAUAAAUAUACUGACAGAAGGAAAACAAAAAAAGAUGGAAUUCUACCAGAUAAAGAAUUUCUUCCGCGAAAUUCCCUUCUCACUGAUUUAUUUGAAGUUCAACAUAUCAAAACAAUUUAUAAUAUUUUCAUAGUGACUCUUAUAAUUCUCUUUAUGAGCACUGCCAUUCAUGACAUUAUGGAAACUGGAACAGUACAACUUGGAAUUCAAACAAUAAUCAAAGCUUUUGGUAAAAUGCCAAUUGUUAUUUAUAUUUGGAUUGGAAUGACAGCGUCAACUUUUGUUCUUUAUUCAAUUUUUGCAUUUUGGGCAAACAAACGAUUAGAUAUUCAACCAAAAUCAUAUUCAUUAAAAAUUCUUGAUUAUGGAGCAUUGAUAUCUUUUAUUCUCUAUCAAAUUGCCUUUAUUAUUUUUCCAUCAAAAUCUGUUUUUGAAGAGGAUCUUCCUCCUGCAUCAAGUUUAAUAGUAAUAAUGGAGCAGGUACGCAUGUUAAUGAAAUCUCACGCAUUUGUAAGAAGUAAUGCACCAAGAGUAUUGUCAUUUAAACCACAUUCGGAAAAAGAGGGAAUUUUAUGUCCCGGAUUUUCUAAUUUUUUGUAUUUUAUGUUUGCACCAACUUUAGUGUAUCGUGAUAAUUAUCCCAGAACCAAAGAAAUUCGAUGGAAAGUCGUUGUUUGGCAUUAUACGGAAGUUGUACUUGUUAUUUUUUAUAUUGCAUUUCUUUGUGAACGUUUCUUAAUGACUGCAUUUAAACAAUUUGGCGUUCAACCCGCUAAUCCAGGAAUACUUGUUCAUAAUAUAUUCAGCAAUAUGAUGCCUGGAAUUUUAACUUUACUCUGUGGUUUUUAUUGUCUACUUCAUUCUUGGAUGAAUGGAUCCGCUGAACUUCUUCAAUUUGCUGACAGAAUGUUCUAUAAGGAUUGGUGGAAUUCGACAUCAUUUAGCACAUAUUAUCGUACAUGGAAUAUUGUCGUGCACGAUUGGCUCUACACUUAUAUUUACAAGGAUAUGUACGAGAUUGUUGCACGUAAAAAUAAAAUUCUCUCAACAAUUACCGUAUUUAUGGUGUCGGCAUUUUUUCACGAAUAUAUAUUGGCUAUUGCAUUUCGUUUCUUUUAUCCCGUGAUGCUGGUAAUGUUCGGAGGAUUUGGAAUGUGUUUAGUAUUUAUUCCCAAGGAAAAUACAAAAUCAAAUGGUAAUAUUUUCAUGUGGUUGUCACUUUGCACUGGUUCCGGUUUAAUGUUGAGUCUCUAUGCAAUGGAAUAUUAUGCCCGAAUCAAUUGUGCUCCAUAUGAUAAUAAAAUUCUUGAUUUUUUUUUACCAAGAAGUUGGUUCUGUCGAAAAAUAAUCACAUCCAUCUAAAUUAUAAAUUAUAUCAAUUAGCGAUAUGUUAAGAAAACAAU